AUGGUCCUCGGCUGGCUGCUGCUUCUGGUGAUGGCUCUGCCCCCAGGCACGAUGGGCACCAAGGACUGCGUCUUCUGUGAGCUGACCGACUCCAUGAUCUGUCCCGGCACCCACAUGCGCUGUGGCGAUGACGAGGACUGUUUCACGGGCCAUGGGGUGGCCCCCGGCAUCAGCCCCAUCAUCAACAAAGGCUGCGUGCAGGCCACCUCGUGUGGCCACGAGGAGCCCGUCAGCUACAUGGGUGUCACCUACAGCCUCACCACCGACUGCUGCACCGGCCACCUGUGUAACGGGGCCCCCCACCCCACAGGCGGCCAGAUGGCACGGGCCAGCACCGGCCUGGCGCUGGGCGUGCUGCAAUUGCUCCGACAUUUGCUGUGA
Molecule: messenger RNA, 381 nt
Organism: Lipotes vexillifer (Yangtze River dolphin)
Lineage: Eukaryota; Metazoa; Chordata; Mammalia; Artiodactyla; Lipotidae
Gene: SPACA4
Product: sperm acrosome associated 4
Exons: 1
Coding region: 1-381 (126 amino acids)
Biological process (GO): sperm-egg recognition
Cellular component (GO): membrane
Source: RefSeq, a predicted model, not a curated record